UUUUUUUUUUUGGUAUUGCUACUAUCUAUUAGAAAUGUACGGUCAACGUUUUGCCAUGUCUCUUGGUAACAAGCAAACAAUGCAAACUUUUCCAACGAAAGUCUAUCGUUCUCGAAACUUUAUCUUGGGACGCGUAUCUUCCGAAUCAACAGCAACCUCAACAGUAAGAAGAACUUGGAAUACAACUACCUUUUCUCUACGUGAAUAUACUACACAACAACAACAAGAUAAUGUGACUUCAGCUCCCAAGAAGAAACUAUUUCAAAAAGGCAAAUGGAUUCGACGCGGUUUACUUGCUUCUGCCAUAGUUGGUGUAGGGACUCUUGCGUAUAUUUUGCAACAGGAUAAGGAAUAUCUCGAAAGUGCAAUACAACAAGCUCAUGAUAAUGUACCUCCUCUUGCACUUCAUCCUGAUACUGGUGGAAAGAAGAAUUUACCUGUGGUAUCUCAUCAAUUGGAUGACAAUCCGUUAGAAGAAGACAAACCUAGGUUGGUCAUUGUUGGAAGUGGAUGGGGUGCAGUCUCAGUGCUCAAGUCCUUGGACAAAGACAAAUACAAUGUUACAGUGAUUAGUGAAAACAACUACUUCUUAUUCACUCCAUUACUACCAAGUGCCACAGUUGGAACCUUAGAACUUCGGUCAUUAUUGGAACCCAUUCGAAAAAUAGCGGCACGUGUACAAGGUCAUUUCCUAGAAGGCAAAGCUGUGGAUGUAGAUAUUGACAACAAGUUAGUGGAAGUGGAAAGGGUGAAACAUAAUGGAGUACCAUUGGAGAAUGAACGAUACUAUGUACCUUACGACAAAUUGGUGAUAGCUGUAGGAGCAACUAGUAUCUCUCAUGGUGUAGAAGGAUUGGAACAUACAUUGCCACUUAAAACUAUUGUAGAUGCUAUCAACAUCCGACGAAAAAUCAUGAACAAUGUUGAACAAGCUGCUUUACCAACAACAACACCUGAAGAACGUAAAAGAUUAUUGUCAUUCGUAGCAGUAGGUGGGGGUCCCACUAAUGUGGAAGUCGCUGCUGAGCUAUCGGAUUGGAUUGAAGAAGAUUUUGUGAAAUGGUUCCCCAAAUCAAUGCGACCAGAUGUGUCAGUGACGAUUAUUCAAUCAAGGGAUCAUAUUCUGAAUACAUUUGAUCAUGAAAUUAGUAAUUAUGCAGAAAAUCGAUUCAAACGCAAGAAAAUUAAUGUGGUGACAAAUUCUCGGGUGGAACGUAUUGAAGAUGGCAAAGUGAUAUAUAGACGCAAAAGUCCUGAUUCUGAUUCCUCCGAACUUGUUGAAAUACCUUUUGGUCUUUGUUUAUGGGCUACUGGCAUUGCAAUGACAUCGUUUACAAAGAAUUUAGCUGAACAAUUGGAUGCUCAACGUCAUCAACGUGUAUUAUGGACUGAUGAAUAUUUACGUGUCAAGGGUAUUCCAGAUCAUUCUAUUUUUGCUCUUGGUGAUUGUGCAAGUAUUCAAAAUCCUAAACUAGUGAAUCGUAUUAUUGAACUCUUCGAACGAGCUGAUAAAAAUCAUGAUGGUAUGUUAACAAUGGAAGAAUUUGCUCAUGUUGUUAAAUAUAUCUCUCGACGUUAUCCUUUGACAAAACAACAUUUGGGACAAUUGGUGGAAAUGUUUGAUACUUAUGACAAGGAUAAAAAUGGACUUUUGGAUAUGGAUGAAAUGCGAACUUUACUUCAAGACGUUGAUAGUAAAAUGACUCAUUUACCUGCAACGGCUCAAGUAGCAUCACAACAAGGUAAUCAUUUAGGUCAUUAUCUCAAUGUCUUGGCUAAAGAAAAAGGGGAUGAAGAUAAGACAAAUGCACAAGUAAAUCCUUUUGAUUACAAGCAUUUGGGUGCAUUAGCAUAUUUGGGCAAUACGGCAGUUGGUGAAUUUAAUACUGGUACACCUGGUGGAUUCAAAAUGCUUGGUGGAUUAUGGGCUCUUUAUUUAUGGCGUAGUGUCUAUUGGAGUGAACAAGUUAGUCUUAGAACUCGUCUCAAUUUAAGUAUUGAUUGGACUAAAACUGGAUUAUUUGGUCGCGAUAUUUCAAGUAUUUGAUAUUUAUUUUUUUUUUUUUCAUUAUGAAUAAAGAAAAAAAUCU
Messenger RNA from Halteromyces radiatus, 2090 nucleotides. RefSeq names its product pyridine nucleotide-disulfide oxidoreductase-domain-containing protein. The record is from RefSeq and is a predicted model, not a curated record. Bases 35 to 2047 code for a protein of 670 amino acids. Gene Ontology annotation, molecular function: calcium ion binding; NADH dehydrogenase activity. The transcript has 6 exons. NCBI's taxonomy places the organism in Eukaryota, Fungi, Mucoromycota, Mucoromycetes, Mucorales, Cunninghamellaceae.